This is a messenger RNA of Microbotryum saponariae, 1419 nucleotides long. NCBI's taxonomy places the organism in Eukaryota, Fungi, Basidiomycota, Microbotryomycetes, Microbotryales, Microbotryaceae. The record is from the annotation of a GenBank genome assembly.
AUGGCGUCCCUGCAAGACCGCCUGCAAGCCGCGUCCGAGUUCCUGCUGCAAUCUCCACCUGGUGAAGGUCAGUCCAACGCGUGGUCUCAGCCCAGAUCGUGUCGCCUACCGAGGCAUUGCACGAGCUGAUCGAUCUUGCUGCAUCUGUUGCGUAGUGAACGACGUCUUUUCCGAUAUCCGCUUGUUGGUCUCGGACGAUAACGCGUUGGAAGCGUCGAUCGUUCCGACCCUGUCGCUCUACAACCGAACCAACUACGUCGCCGUCACUCUCGAACACGACCCUUCGACCUCGUUCCUCCUCACAGAAGGGGGGAGGAUCGUUUCCUCAUCCAACGAUCAAGAAGAAGAACGUUACGUGUGCCCUUCAUCGCAAACGAGUUAUAAGGUCAACCAUCUCCGCCUCAUCGCUUCCGAUCCUCGACCGUUCCCGAUCGAGCACGAGACCCAGGCGAUUCGGGACAAGGUCGCCGAUUUGUUGGCCAAGUUCGUCAAGAAUCAUUACCACGACGCCAAGUCCGAGGUUGUCGUUUUGGACGACGGGAAUUUCCCGGCGCGGCUGGUUGAGGAGGAGAUCGAGGAACCCAAGUUGGCUACCGUAGAGGACACCAAGGUCGAUGAAGACGCUAAAAUUGAUGAAGAAGAAGGCUCCGAAACGAUUGAAGGAAAGGAAGGAACGGAAGGCGAAGUAGAGCCUUCCAGCACGGCAUCGGCAUCGACAGAAGAGGACCCGGCUCCGGCUUCGCCGAUUCAAGUUGACGACGAACCCACACCAGCUGCUGCGCUUGAAGACCCUACAGAGCAGUCCACCGAACCAAAGCCCAAGGUAUUGCACCCUCGUACUUCCCGCAUAUUUGCGCUGUACUUUGUCGGUAACAAGUACAACCCUUCCAACUAUUGGUCAGUCCCGUUUCCGGCGCAUCUAGUUUCUCCUAUGUGGGCUGGAGCUGAUACGACUCUGACUUUGAAUGGUUGCAGGACGGGUCGAUGGCGAUCGGUGUACACCGUUGAUUUCGCGAAACGAUCCGUCGAAGCCAAAGCCGAGAUCAACGUUCACUAUUUUGAACAAGGUCCGUACCUCGGUACUCCACCUCUCGUGCGAAACAAUGCCCCCCUCCUAACGUUUUUUUCCUCCUGCUCAUCUAUUCUCUCAAAUCAGGCAACGUACAACUAUCAACCCUGCUCACCUCCACCCUACCACUCCGUACCUCGAACCCUUCCCCCGAAUCCUUGAUCGCGUUACUCAAAUCUUCCGAAACGACUUUCUCGUCCCAAUUGGCCGACGCGUUCGAAUCCUUCUCCGAAGAGGGGUUCAAGGGUUUACGAAGGGCUUUACCGAAGAAUAAGUGUAAGAUGGAGUGGGAGAAGGUAGGGCAUUACAAGUUGGGGAGGGAGAUGGGAGGAGGAACGACGGAGGGUUGA